Messenger RNA from Linum trigynum, 3803 nucleotides. Lineage: Eukaryota; Viridiplantae; Streptophyta; Magnoliopsida; Malpighiales; Linaceae. The record is from the annotation of a GenBank genome assembly.
CAGCGUUAUUCGCUGUGUCUUGUUGUCGACUUGUGUUCUUGUCAUCUGGUAGUUUUGAUUAAUAAUAAUAGAAGGGCAGGUCCCAUCAAUGGAUAGACAAUGAUAUAUGGUAGGCCAGAGUAUUAGUGUUGUGGUAUAUGAUCCACGAUUGAACCACCCCCAAUAAUUUGAGUUAUUGGGAUCAACUGGUUCAUGACAUGGUAUCAGAGCCUUCUGUGAUCGAAAUGUCUUGUGUUCGAUUUCCGGUGACCCCCAUUUGUUAAGCACAUGAUAUUCUUGUCUUCAGACCUGUGCAAACUUCAAGCCCUUGUGAGUGACUUUCGUUUGAGGGGGCGUGUUACUGUUGUGGUAUAUGAUCCACAAUUGAACUUCUCCCAACAACUCGAGUUAUUGGGAUUAACUGGUUCUUGACAUGGUAUCAGAGCCUUCUGUGACCGAGAGGUCUUGUGUUCGAUUCCCGGUGACCCCAUUUGUUAAGCACAUGGUAUUCUUGUCUUCAGACCUGUGCAAACUUCAAGAGGCACCUUACACUUCCAGGCUUCAUGCUGCCAGUUCUUCUUAUUGGUAGAACAUCAAUGACUGCAGCUCGGCUGCUAAUUGACCGAACUAAUCAGUUGUGUCCUCUGCUGUUCCUGUCAGCUUAGUCAUGAGACUGAAACCGAGAAGUUUCGGUUUGUUUUGGUUGCAGCCAGAGUAUUUAGAUCAGUUGUUUCCUCAUAUUUGUUGUGAACUAGAAAGAGUAUAUCAGCUAUAUCUGGUGACCAAGCUUCAUCCUUUUGCCUUCAUACUAAGGCUAGGCUGCUAGGAAAUCUAUGCUUCUGAAUGGCAUUCAGUUUACAUGGUUCAUAUGCUUGAAAAUACUCUGAGAGCCGAAUGCAUCAACAAAUGAUAACUCGGUUUCUAAAAAAAAAAUGUUCUUUCUCAGGUGACUAGGAGCCAGAGCAUAAAAGGAGAGCUGGCGAUGACGACGACGACGACCACAGGCAGAAGAAUAGUGAGGGAAGACACCAUAGAGGGGGAUGCGAUUAGCAACUACCAUCCCUGCAACUACAUCCGGCUAGCUAAACUGGUAUUCCUCAAAUGCUUUGGACUUGAUUGCGAAUUCGAGAGGUCUUCGAACUCCGAGAAGAAGAAACGAAGAUGACAGAGCUUUGUUUGUUCGGUCUUGUAUGUAUGUAUGUUUUGAGGUAAAGCUCGGAGGCAAGGCUUGCGGAAGCGCGGGAGAGUUUCCUAAUUCUUUUACUUGUGAAGGAUGCUCUGAUUAAUGUGCAAAUGUGUAAAUAUUUUGCUUCAAUUUGAGCCAAGAGGAGGCAAAGUGUAACAUGUAAAUUUAGCAAUGUCAUGUGAGACUUUGAAUUGUAGGCUCUUGGCUAGCUAGAGUUAGGGGUGUCCAUUCGGGUUCGGUUUUUCGGGUUUACUCGAAACCGAUCCGAUUAUAUACAUUUUCGGUUUUUCGGGUUCGAGUUUGUUUCGGAUUUCGGAUUUUUUGGGUUUGGGUUCGGUUUUGCUUAUUGGGUUUUCGGGUUUCGGCUGAAAACCUCCAGGAAAUAGCACUCAGUUCGUAUUCUUAGGCGUUCGGAUUUUCGGGUUUCGGUUUUUGGUUUUCGGGUAACCGAAAACCAAAAAUUCUUAUCGGAUUCGGUUUUCAUCGAUUUCGAUUUCAGGUUUCGAUUCGGGUAACCUAACCCGACCCGAAUGGACACCCUAGCUAGGGCUUCCGCCCCAGCCUCAGCCUUGUUGCAUAUGAGCAAUGGACGAUUCUCAAUAGAACCUGUCGAUAGACAUAUGACCAAAAUUCGUAAAACGGUACACUUCAAGGGUUUGUUAAUGUAUUCAACUUUAGUGGUAAGUGCCCACCCCCUAGGCAUAUUAUAUUUUACAAAAUUGUUGAAUCGGGCAUGAUUCUAAAAAAUACACGAUAAAAGAAAAAAAAUUCCAAAUCAGCUUAUUUCAAGUAACAUAAAGCAGCUGCUUGACCAGCUUCUCGUCUUCCGUCUUAUCUUUUCUUAUUCUCUUCCCCACUUCUCUUAGCCGAACUUCCUGUUCUUCUCCCGUUGUUCUUACUCUUUCCGCUGACUUUCCGAGAGUAAUUCAAAUAUCAUGUUAUUAAGAUAAAUAACUUCAAUUAAAAAAUAUACCGAACAAAAAAUUACGGAUUAAAGCUCACAUGUCAUAUUAUAUUCUACAAAUAUGUUGAAUCAAGCAUAAUUUUUACAAAUACACCAGAAAUGAUGGAAGAUUCCAAAUCAGCUCAAAUACGCGAAAAAUGGCUCCAAUGUUCUUUUCCUGUCCUGACAAAAAAAAUGUGCUAGGCAUGAUAAAGCUCUUCUAUCAUGUAUUUUUAUCAAACAUACUCUUUUAUAAUGUUUUGCAUCAAACAUAUUUAUGUAUACUUUGGGAAAAUUAUUAAACAUGCAAUUUUAUUAAAAUUUUCAUCCAAAGACCUACCACCACAAUAGAACCGCGAUUUAGGCGACAUAAAUGUCUAAAAUACCCUUAAUACUUCAUAAUUUUUGCUUUCCUUGGUAUAGCCCAACACUCCUAAUAAUUUCAUUAAUAAAACGGAUAGAAAUAAAUAGACGGACAAACUAACAUUUCUCCUUCCAUUUUUUUCCCAAACCAGAUCAUCUGAACCAUGAUUUGACUGUGUUUGAUGGUAUUUGGAUGUAAAUUUAACCCAAGAACGUGUUGUAUAAUCUUUACAAAAAUACGUUUAAUGUGAGAAAAUAGUUUAAAAAAAAAACAUGACAUAUUAUCGUAUGUACGUCCUUCCACGUCACAUAUAACAUCUCCAAUGAGAUCUCUGGAUUUCCUUCAAUAAAUGGGCGUAUCAUGUAGCUGCAGAUCUCUACAGUCUCAUAUUCUUUUAAUUUGCUCUCGACGUAAAAACAAUUUACUCAGUAGUACGUAGUGCAUGUUUCCUCUCCCAAUGGCGAGUAGAAGCGUAAGCUUAAGAAUAUUGUCACCUAAUAAUUCACCGCCGUGGCCUUGCCAUGUAAUAAUCCUUCUCCUGUCAUUACUACUCGCCCUCCUUCUCCUUCCACUAUCCGCCUAUCCGUCGGAUCUUCCUCCGCCGGCAGCGGCGGCGCAUGGCCGGAACCGGGUAGCUGGCGAGGCGCAGGCUGCCUUCGACUUGAGGGAAGUGGCUCCGAUCCGAGCUUCGAAGGUGGUAGCGGGUAACCGUGGCGAGGCCAGCGGCGGCGAGUCGACGGCCAACGCCGGUUGGGGCAAAGGAGGAGGAAGAAGAAGGAGCAGUGUUGUUUCCGUGGACGCGAGGGCAGAGGAUCAGAAUGGCAGCAAAAGGGAAGAGGAAGAAGAAGAAGAAGUAGGGUGGAGGUGGUGGUGGGAUGAUCUGGUGCGGCGGAGUCCAUGCAUAUUCUCACGCUGUGGCGGUGAUGACGGCGGCGGCGGUGCGGCCGGGGCGGAGACGGAGAGAAUGCCGAUGGCGGAGACGGAGAGAAUGCCGAUGAGGCCAGGGGUGAGCUUCGGCAGAGGUCCACAGAUCAAUUAAUAAUAAUUAGUUAAAUUAGUUGAAUUAUAUCUUUUUUGGUUGGUUUACGCGCCAUAGUAGUAAUUAGUGCGUGUUAAUCAUGAUUUUGUUGUUUGGUGAUAUCUGAAUAGAAUACUUAAAUAAAACAGUAACAUAUCAUAUAGAACAUACUUGCUAUGGGUUGUUCAAAUUUUAGAUGGUAUAGAAACAUGUUUGUUACAAAUUAUCGUAUGAGUAAUUAUGAGCUAAAAAUGGCUUAGUAUAAUGACUAAUUAGUUCAUUGAUAACAGUUUAACAAAAUAUGAAUUUACAG